UGUGAACAUGAUUGAGUGUCAGAAUGAGCAAUGUCUGCAGCACAGCACGACAGCACGACCACUGGAAUGCAGACAUCGCUCCACCUGUUCCUGAAACGCUGAGUCACAGCUGCUUCUGAAAACAGGUGUGUCUCAGUCAGUCCUGCAGGAAGUCCCAGGACGCAAGUCGCUCGCAGUGUCGAGGAUAGUGAGAAUGGAGGCUUUAAACUGAAGGUGACGUGGAGUCGACAGUUCUCAAUUGUUUCCUUUCUGCCCCCCUGCUGGUGAACCAUGGCACAAUCGGCUUUAGCAACUCGAGCAUCAGAAUUGAGGAUCGUGGUGUUUGGAAAAUGUCAACAAGAGCAAACUCUACUGAGCUCAUUCAUCAAAGGGCAAAGUGAGGUAUCUCACAGUAUAAAGAAGAAGUCAGUUGUCCGCAGUGAGUGGGAGAAAAUCCCACUGUCUGUGGUGAAAACCUCCAACGUAUACAGCAUGCCGAUGGAAAAACUGAAGCAUGAAAUAAAGAAGUGUGUCGCUCAAUGCCCGCCAGGACCGAAUGUCGUACUGCUGUUGGUGAAACCCUCGGACUUCACCGAAGAAAACAGUCACACAAUCAGGUGUGUUUUGAGCCACUUUGGGCAGAAGGUCUACAGACACAGCAUGAUCAUCGUGACCGAAAUCUACAUUGGAGGAAACCCAGCUCUGGACGGUAUCAUCCAAGAAUUUGGUCAAAAUCAACACAAUGUUGAUUUUGGCAAUGAAGAUUUUUCUCAGAAUCACCUUCUGCCCCUGAUGGAGAAAAUUGAAAAGAUUGUGAGGGACAACAGAGGGGAGUCGCUGAAUUAUCAAGAAGGAGAUGAUGCCCUGAAGCUCCCUUCCGAACCUACCCUCAAUCUGAUCCUGUUUGGAGGAUUUCAGACUGGGAAGUCUGCCAUUGCUGCUGCACUUCUUGGGGACACUGGACCUCUCAAAUCUGGAGUUAAAUAUGAUGCUGAGGUGGGGGGAGACAAGCUUGCUCUGGUGGAGCUGCCUGCCUUGUACGGUAAAUCUUCGAAGGAAGCGAUGAGUGAAAUAUUACAAUGUGCUUCCCUGUUUCCAGAGGGCGUCCAUGCUUUUGUCCUGGUCCUUCCUUUGGGACCCCUCACCAAGGAAAACCUCGAAGAGUUGAAGACAAUCCAGAAACAAGCUAAUGACUACACAAUGAUCCUCUUCGCCACUGACUCCAGUCCUUCAGAUCCCCGAGUCCGUCAGUACAUACAGGCCAAAGAGGAAAUCCAGGAGCUCUGUCAGAACUUCCGGGGUAGACAUCUGGUCCUCAACCCAGCAGACGGCCAACAGAUACUUGAGUUUUUGGAUACCAUCAAAAGCAUGAAAGUUGGGAGAGCUACUGGGUUCCAACAUAAAAUGAUGCCAAGAUCUUGUGGUGGACUAGUGGAUGAGGCAGAAGAAACCAUGACAGACAUGCUCAGGUUGGUGUUGAUCGGGAAGACUGGUUGUGGAAAGAGCGCCACUGCAAACACAAUUUUGGGCUUUGAGGAAUUUGAAUCAAAAUGUGGCAUGCGGUCGGUAACAACAAAGUGCCAAAAAGCUCAAGUGACGGUGGAAGGGUGUCCGAUUGUCGUAGUCGACACGCCAGGCCUAUUCGAUCCCGGUCAGUCCAGCAAAAGAGUUCAGCAAGAGCUUGUCAAGUGUGUCAAUUAUUUGGCCCCUGGGCCUCACGUUUUUCUCUUGGUGCUGCGACUCGAUCGCUUCACUAAGGAAGAGCAAGAUACUGUCGACAUACUCAAGAUGUUUUUUGGGGAAAAGGCCAAGGACUACACCAUUGUUGUGUUCACCCGAGGAGACGAACUCGAGGAAGGCCAGACAAUUGAACAACUCAUAGCCGAAGACCGCGAGGGCCGAGUCAGUAACCUUGUGAUGGAAUGUGGUGGACGGUGCCAUGUUAUCAAUAACAAGGACAAGAAAAACCGGGACCAGGUCCGCCAACUGUUGACACUGAUUGAGUCAAUGGUAGCGGAAAACGGGGGCAGCUGCUACGAAUCAAGGCUGUUCCAAGAGGCCGAGGAGGCCAUACAGAAAACAAUGACCAUGAUUCUGAAGGACAGUGAAGAAGAUAUGGCGAGGAAGGAAAACGACCUUGAAAGACAACACAAGGAGCUCAUGAAAGUCACAAUGCAAAGGCUGGAGCGGGAGCGAAAACGUAGCUUUGAAGCUAUAGAAGGUGUCAUCAGUCAAGAGCUGGAGAAGUGCAUGACGGAUCAAGACACAGGAGACCAUGACAAAGACGGAUCCAGAAGUGACACAUCAAUCAAACGAGAGCUAAUACAACAAAAGCAACAGGAAAAACAGCAGCAACGCAAUGAAAAGGAGGCAAAGGUCUUAAAGGAACUACAAGAGAACUUUCAAAAGGAAAUGAGAGAAAUGAGAAAGAUAAACAACGAGCAAGUCAGGAAGCAGGCUGAGGAGAUGAACGAGUUCCGGCAGAGGUACAGCUCCGACUUCCUGAGUCUGCUGGUGAAGCACGGCAGGGAGGUGGAGGAUCUGAAGGAGAAGCAACUGAGAAGUAGAGACAUCCUGAUUCGACAGUUGUGCAUGAAGAAGUCUUACAAGAAGAACUACCAACAACUGAAGCGAAAACAAGACGAGGAAUUAAGUCAGAUGACAAUUUCCCAAUUCAACCAAAACUCUGAAAACCAGGGAAACUUUGAAAGUAUGAGGAAGCGACAUGAAGAAGAAAUAGAAUCCUGGGUUGAGGAGCAUGUGAAGAAGACCACACAGAAAGACUGUAGCAUCUUGUGAGAGACUUCAUUUAGAUUAAUUGUUAUUGCUGAGUCAACAUCUUCUCGUUUCCUUCUGUGGUGGGACUAAAGGACACACACCAUCUCCAAGUAGACAAGACUGAGCUGCUGUUCCUAAUGUAGACCUGUGGUCACUGAAACCAGGGUCCUGGCGGCGUGACAUCACUCCUCCCCACCCACCUCUCUCUGUUGUAGUGCAGUGUGAUGUAAUAGUAAUGAAGACUUCCUUUUGGACUUUAUCGGGUUGGAUCGGUUAGUUGGCUCAUAGAGCAACUUAUUUCUCUUGCUGUUUGAAUGCACUGGGUCACUUUGGAUGCAAGUGUAAUGCAACGACUCAGAUGU
Messenger RNA from Synchiropus splendidus (mandarinfish), 3119 nucleotides. RefSeq names its product GTPase IMAP family member 8-like. The coding region runs from base 271 to 2778 and encodes 835 amino acids. Gene Ontology annotation, molecular function: GTP binding. The record is from RefSeq and is a predicted model, not a curated record. NCBI's taxonomy places the organism in Eukaryota, Metazoa, Chordata, Actinopteri, Syngnathiformes, Callionymidae. The transcript has 4 exons.